GUCCGUCAAACCGAGACUCAUUCACUCUCCAGCCGCCGAGCGGAGUGCACUGAGACAGAGACAGAGAGAGACAGAGAGAGUGUGUGUGUGUGAGAGAGAGUGUGUGUGUGUGGUGUUUGUGGUGUGUGUUGUAUGAGUUGUGUGUAUGUGUGGCAAUCAUCAUCAUCAUCAUCGUCAUCAGGGCUCAUCAGUGCUGACUCUCGGAGACGCGCGAAACUUUCUGACAGAUGUUGAAGAACCCGGAGCGGGAGCGCGCGCCCUGCUGACCCGGAGAACUGAACAUCUGGAGUUGUCCGGAGAAGACAGAACCGGAUUGAUGAGCAGGUUUCGGAUCUGAGAGAAGACAGGAGGCACGACACAGAGCGUCCUGAGUCUCUCCCCAGCUCCCUGAGGGACACACAGAGAGAGACACAGAGACACAGAGAGAGAGAGAGAGACAGAGAGGUCCAUGCGCUCCCGGAGGCUGCGCGCGCUUCAUUUCAGCCCUCCAGCCUGUUGUUGAGUCAUGAGUUCUGGUUAUGCAGCGCAUGUGAUGGACAGAGCGAUCACCGCGGCCAAUCUGGAGCAUUUUUCUGGAGCCAAGAAGAAUUUUUCCGUGAGCCACUUGCUGGACCUGGAGGACGCGCGGGAGAUGGCCGGAGCGCAGGCCGAGGAGAGCAGCGCGGAGGCGGGCACAGGAAGCCUGGAGUCCCCGGGGCUGACCAGCGGCAGCGACACUGCGCAGCAAGACAAUGAGCAGCUGAACUCAGAGGAAAAGAAGAAGCGUAAGCAGAGGAGAAACAGGACCACGUUCAACAGCAGUCAGCUGCAGGCGCUGGAGCGGGUGUUCGAGAGGACGCAUUACCCCGAUGCCUUCGUCAGGGAGGAUCUGGCGCGCAGGGUUAAUCUGACCGAGGCUCGCGUGCAGGUGUGGUUUCAGAACAGAAGGGCUAAGUUCCGGCGUAACGAGCGCGCGCUGCUCGCGAGUAAAAACGCCUCCCUGCUCAAGUCCUACUCCGGAGACGUGACGUCGGUGGAGCAGCCGAUCGUACCGCGGCCAGCUCCGAGGCCGAGCGAUUACCUGUCCUGGGGAAGCUCACCUCCGUACAGCGCCAUGGCCUCCUACUCGCCGUCCUGCGCCAACAACAACACGGCGCAGGGAGUGAACAUGGCCAACAGCAUCGCCAACCUGAGACUGAAGGCCAAGGAGUACAGCAUGAACCAGGUGCCGACCGUCAACUGAGAGAGGAAACCAACUACAAACGCGGGCGACGUGUGGCACCGAGCUGCCACGAUCCCCGACAAAGACCUUUCACACGAACGUUUCCAAUGUGUGGACUCGAAGGCUCGGAAGAAAAACAUGUUUAAAGAAAACUUCUAAAGCAGUGAUUGACGUCAACGGCGGUCAUGUUUUUGGCAGAGUGGGAAAAAACUCGACUCGAUGUAAUUCUGGAAAAACGUGAAAUGGAAAGUGUGUGCGUUUACAUUUGCCACGGUCGCUCCUCGAGGAGGCGGCGUUACUCUCGAGCUCUGGAGAACGAAGCAGCUCCAUGGACAAACUUUUUGGAAUGUAGCAAUGCAAAUCCCACAAACAUUCAAGGAGCCUUCAGGACUUUUCCCUGAUUUCUCCUGGGAUGUAAUCAAGACCACGGCCUGGUCUGUUUCUUUCUUUUUUUUUUUUUUUUUUAGUAGGGGGAAAAUUACCUUUGUAAUGAAUAUACUAAUAUUCUGCCUUUGGGUUUAUGUGACUGGCAUGCAUUUUAAACGAUGUCAAAACAUGCAUAGUUCUCUACACACACAUACACACACAUAUUGUACAUGCAUAUGCAUACACACAUACACAGCAAACUUGUAUACAUUUCUAUCAAGAGUAAAAAAUACUAGAUAUGAAAAUGUUAAAAAAUUGAUCGUCUUAGACUUGAACAUACAGCUGCACUGCACUGAUGGAAAACCACAUGCACAUCUGUUCCAAGAUAUUGGGGAACGUUUCUGGGCGUGGCCUCCAUGCCUCCAACAGAGGUGGGUGUGGCCUGCAUGUCUCUCAGUCCCAGUCCUAGAGAACUAGGCGUGGCCACUGGGCUUGUGAAUCUGACAGGGGGCGUGGCAUCCGUGUACGCAGUUCCAGCUCUGGUCUGUUCUCAUCAUUAAAAGUAAAUGCACCACUUAUUUCCUAAGACUUGCCUUAGAGCUGCGGAGUUUUCAAUCAGUUAAAAACACAAUCAAGACCUCAGUUGAACUGGGAGGCGAUGCUUGUGUGCAAGUCAGGACAGGAGGCGUGUUCUCAUCCCAAAUGAAAGCGGGUGUGGACUGUGUGUAUCAGGGGAGGCGUAGCAUCUACAGUAUAUCUGGGGUUUCAUUUCUUUUCAUUAUAAUUAAUCAGACAUUGCUAGAAACUCACAGCAAGCAACGUUGUUUAACAAUAUUUUUUAUCAUACAGUUUUUUUUUUCUUUGAUGUUGUAUAAUUGCCGUUUGUGCACUUCAUUUUGCCUCGUGAGGUAAAAGCGGAGAGGAAGGCGGGGUUGUAUGGGAGGAGCUUUAAAAUAUUUAUAUGUAAAUACUGCAUUAAUAAUGAACGGUCAGUGAAGUCUAUAAGCCCCAGAAAAGAAGGCGUGGCCUGCUUGUCUGUCAAUUACAUCGCCAGUUAAGGAGGCGUGGUCCCUCAAUUUAAGUUAAACAAACAAAUCAUUUAGAUACAUCUUGCUUACAUCAUCUCUUUGAUCACAUAUCUCCAAACGUCAAAGAUCUACAUCCCUAAUAUAACAUAAUAACUAUGCAGUUCCUCCUGAAUGAAUGUGGCACAACAUGUGUGUGUGUGUGUGUGUGUGUGAGGCUUUUACCUUUGCCUUUCUUUUUUGUAUAUAACCUGAAUAUAUCUAAAUCUGUAAUAUUCUUAUGCAAUAAAACAUUUGCAAGCAGCAAUGUAAUGAAGAAGGA
Molecule: messenger RNA, 2914 nt
Organism: Clarias gariepinus (North African catfish)
Lineage: Eukaryota; Metazoa; Chordata; Actinopteri; Siluriformes; Clariidae
Product: paired mesoderm homeobox protein 1-like
Exons: 4
Coding region: 506-1222 (238 amino acids)
Biological process (GO): regulation of DNA-templated transcription
Molecular function (GO): DNA binding; DNA-binding transcription factor activity, RNA polymerase II-specific
Source: RefSeq, a predicted model, not a curated record